CGACUGAUGAAGGUUGUUAUUCAAAAAGUCAGUAAAGCUAGUGUUAGUGUCAAUCAAAAAAUCGUGAAUUCGAUUGAGAAUGGCUUAUGUCUAUUAGUUGGUCUAGGCGUAGAUGACAAUGAAGAUGAUUUAAAGUGGACAGUAAAUAAAGUACUAGGUUUGCGAUUAUUUGAUAAUUGGACGAAAUCAGUUAGAGAUGUUGAUGGUGAAAUAUUGUCCAUAUCCCAGUUCACUUUACAAUCAACUUUAAAGGGUACAAAGCCAGAUUUCCAUAAAGCUAUGAAAACCGAAGAAGCUAGAAAGAUGUACAAUAACUUUUUAACAAGCUUAAAAACUAGCUAUUUUGACAACAGAAUAAAGGAUGGUAUAUUCGCGGAAAUGAUGGAUGUUAACAUAAAUAAUCAAGGUCCAAUUACAAUUUUAAUAGAUUCAAGGAACAGAAAGUAAUAUUUUACAUUUUCUCUUUUGUUGUCUGCCAUCUUAUUACCCUAGGGUCUAGUUUGAGUAGAUUGUUGACGUUCUUCAAAAGUGGUGGUGAAGCUAAGAAUGACAUAUGAAUGUAAUCUCCUUUGUCAUAUAUUUGUUGAUGUCUAAUCAUCUUAUUAGGUAGCGUUUGUGUACCCCAGUAAUCGACGUUCUUGAUUAAUCCACCACCGUUGUUUAUAAUUUGAGUCGUCGUUUUCAGCAAUUCCCUUAUUGGUGCUAUCUCUGGAUAGUGUGCAGCUACACACAAAAUAUUGUACAAUGGCAUUUU
Molecule: messenger RNA, 754 nt
Organism: Wallemia mellicola CBS 633.66
Lineage: Eukaryota; Fungi; Basidiomycota; Wallemiomycetes; Wallemiales; Wallemiaceae
Product: putative D-tyrosyl-tRNA deacylase
Exons: 2
Coding region: 7-447 (146 amino acids)
Biological process (GO): tRNA metabolic process
Cellular component (GO): cytoplasm
Molecular function (GO): D-tyrosyl-tRNA(Tyr) deacylase activity
Source: RefSeq, a predicted model, not a curated record